AUAGAAUCAGAGGAGUUCCAAAUAGUGCAAUUGAGUUUUUAGUUUCGGUUUUAAAAACGAAUAUUGAAACUUAUAUUCAACGAUGGCACGCUCAAAAAUAAGACCUGAACGAGAUGUGUUGGAGAAUUCUUUCGUAGAAAAAUAUUACAAUCGGAACCAUGAUAUAGUUCCACAUAAAGAUCCAAAAGACGACCCUAAAUAUAACGAAAAGAAUACAUUGAUCAGGGAAUGCCAGGAUAUUGUUGGAACAAAGCCAUCUGGAAAACCACCUUUGAAUAUUGCUAUCGUUGGCACACCCGGCGGAGGAAAAUCGUCACUUUUAAACACCAUAUUUUCUAGUUUUAGUAAAGAUCGUUGGCAUGAUAUAGCCCCUUUUGGAAGUUUUGGUAGAGCACAGAGACAGCGCACAACAGAAUUCACAAGCUACGAAAAAAAAGAUUACUACAAGCGAAAAGAUGGAGACGAUUAUCUAAUGCCGACUUUUUUGGACAUGACUGGGUUUGAGGACGAUGAAUCCGAAAGAAGUGUGGCACUUCUCGAAUUGGUAUUUACUGGCAGAAUAAAGGAACAUGAAGAAUUGAGAAGUGCAAAAGACUACGCGGAAAAAUAUGGCGCGGAAGCAUUAUUAGGAAGGUACAAUCGAGGAGUAUGUCAUCGUCCGGUUGAUCGGAUAAUUGUGGUUUGUACGUCAAAUCUUGAUGUUAAUUUACCAGUGAGCUUUUUAAAUGCUGUUUGGAAAGCAGCAACAAAACAUAGAGGAAUACCGGUUUAUGGAAUAUUGACAUGCAGGGACAGAUAUCCACAAGACAUCGUUCAAAACAGAAUAGACUCAUUUUGCAAUCUCCUGGCGUUACCGCAAUGUCGGUUUGCUCAUAUUAUAAAUUACUGUGAUGACAUCGACAGUGAAGGGAUACAUUACAAACAGACGACUAUCCCAUCACUUGAUGUACCAGUAUUACAGUUCAUGCAACAGGUUUUGCAACCACGUCCAAAUGAUCCAACCCAGAAACAAGUCAACAAAAUGAACAUGUUUUCACUUUUGGCAUUCAUAUUGGCUGUAUUGGCAUUUAUAUGUGUACUCAUAAGUUCGACUCCCUAAUCAGGAUUGUUUUUGAAAUUGAACUCAUAACCUUGAUAGCAAUGUUAACCUUUUAGAUCACUAUUUCGUUUAAAUGUGACAUAGAACUUUAAAUGUAUGUGUGUGUUCUUAUCAAAUUGUAGUUAAAACGGAAUUAAAAUUGAUAACAGUCAUUUCAGUAAGUUCACCUAGAUGUUCAGGUGAUAGGUUUUCGAAUCGUAUUUGGCUUUUCUUAUAAUGCUAAGAUGUAGUAUAACUUCGUACGGCCGUCAGAAAUCCAUACCAUAACAGUCACAAGUCUUAGACUAGCGACCAAGUGUAGCGACCAAUCAAGACUGCGACUAAUUCUAGCAACUACUAAAGAACACAAUGAUAAUCAAGUUGUCAAAGAAUAAUAAAUAGGUAUAUGAGGAAACCACAAAAUCACAUAAUAAAACAACGUUCUGUUAAAAAGAAAAUCUAGCUACCGCGGUAUAUUUUGUUUAUUAACUUUUAAAUGACCAGAGAUGUCCAUCAUAUUCAGUCAGUUUGGACACCACAACUCCAAUGUCGUCUGCACUGACUAGUUUGGUUGCUUAAUGUCUGCAACAAUAUCAAUCAGUAAACAAAUAAAUUAAAGUGCCAGAAAAUCGUAAAGAAUCUCAUGUGAAACUCAUGUGGAAUUCACAUGAAAAUCAUGUAAAAAAAAACUUUCAUGUGAAAUUCUUUUGUUGCAGAAAGCUCGACAUAGGGAUAGUGAUUCGGCGGCGGCGGCGGCGGUGUUAGCUAACUUCUUAAAAGCUUUAUAUUUUAGAAGGUAGAAGACCUGGAUGCUUCAUACUUUGUAUAUAGAUGCCUCAUGUUACAAAC
Molecule: messenger RNA, 1927 nt
Organism: Mytilus trossulus (common blue mussel)
Lineage: Eukaryota; Metazoa; Mollusca; Bivalvia; Mytilida; Mytilidae
Exons: 5
Coding region: 83-1099 (338 amino acids)
Source: RefSeq, a predicted model, not a curated record